CGCGCAUGGAGGCGGCGGCGGCCCCGACCCCGGGCGGCGGCCCCGGUACCCUGCUGCUCUGCCUGGCCCUCGCCUCCGGCUUGGCACUCUUCAGCUGCGUGGGCGCCGAUACCAACGUCACGGCCGGGCACGGCACGGAGGGGCUCAGCUGCGGCACAGCCAAGGCAUGCACAGGGAACGGCACGCAGCCGCGGCGGCAGGGCCACUUCUCGCGGUGCCCGGAGGAGUACCAGCACUACUGUGUCAAGGGCAGGUGCCGCUUCCUCGUGGCCGAGCAGGCCCCCGCUUGUGUGUGCGAGCGGGGCUACACCGGGGCUCGCUGCGAGAGGGUGGAUCUGUUCUACCUGCGAGGGGACCAGGGCCAGAUCGUCAUCAUCUCCCUGAUCGUCGCCAUCGCCGCCCUCAUCAUCCUCGUCGUUGGCAUCUGCCUCUGCAGCCACCACUGUCGGAGGCAGCGUAGGAAGAGGAAGGCAGAAGAGAUGGAAACGCUAAACAAGGAAGGACCUUCCAGAAGUGAAGAUGUGCGGGAAACGGGCAUCGCAUGAAGGAGCUCCCGGUACCUGCGGGCGGGUCCCGGACGGCAGCAGCGGCUGGCUGCAUGGGCGAGGGCUAAAGCGUGCGGCGGCUUGAAUAAAGGGGUGACGGAAAGUUGUCCCCAGUGGUGUCGCCGAUGUCCUUGGGGCGCGGGGACUGCGCUGCCUCACCGCGGCCUCCAGACGGCGACACUGAGCUGGGGCGGGGGCGGCCCGCCUGCAGUGCCCGCAGUGGCCACGCGAGGGCGACACAACCGCGGGGCCUCCGCCCCGAUCCCGGUCCCGGUCCUGCUCCCGGUCCAAGGGGCUCUGCCGGGUUCGGGUCCCGU
Melozone crissalis (California towhee) is the source of this 862-nucleotide messenger RNA. RefSeq names its product betacellulin (gene BTC). The coding region runs from base 6 to 545 and encodes 179 amino acids. The transcript has 6 exons. NCBI's taxonomy places the organism in Eukaryota, Metazoa, Chordata, Aves, Passeriformes, Passerellidae. The record is from RefSeq and is a predicted model, not a curated record. Gene Ontology annotation, biological process: positive regulation of cell population proliferation; epidermal growth factor receptor signaling pathway; positive regulation of mitotic nuclear division.